This is a messenger RNA of Vigna unguiculata (cowpea), 1358 nucleotides long. RefSeq names its product LOW PSII ACCUMULATION protein (DUF1995). Lineage: Eukaryota; Viridiplantae; Streptophyta; Magnoliopsida; Fabales; Fabaceae. The record is from RefSeq and is a predicted model, not a curated record.
GAUGGAGUAUGAAUAAAACAUGGAAUAAUUCACAAAAUUGAGUUAUGUUAUGAAUAUUCUACUUGUUGGCAUCUCUCUUUGCAUGAGAGGUUCAGGUUGAAAAUGGUUUUAUCCAGUUCCAUGAUUCUCUCUAAUUCUCCCUUUGCAUCCCCUUCUCUUCCAACUUCAACGAGUGCCAAGUUGGAAACUUUUUCCCUGAAAAAUGAUGGGGUCAUCAGAGUUAGAGGAGUUCAUGCUUCUUCAGUGGCACCCAGAAACCGAAAAUUAUCAACAUGUUCUGCAUCGAGAGAUGGAAAUGCCUCUGUUGAAACUGAUGCGCCUUUCCCUGCUGAUUACUCUGAGCUUCUGGAACAAGCAAAAGUAGCUGUGAAUUUGGCUAUGAAAGAUAACAGACAGCUAAUGGAGAUUGAGUUUCCCACAGCUGGACUCGGGUCUGUGCCAGGUGAUGGGGAAGGUGGAAUUGAAAUGACUGAGAGCAUGCAAUUGAUUCGGGAAUUUUGUGACCGCUUAAUUAUUCCAGAGAAAGUCACACGAACAAGAAUAUUUUUCCCAGAGGCUAAUGAAGUUGACUUUGCUAGACAAUCAGUGUUUAGUGGAUCUUCUUUAAAGUUGGACUAUUUGACCAAACCUUCAUUUUUUGAAGAUUUUGGUUUUGUUGAGAAAGUGAAAAUGUCAGACAGAGUGAAGACAGAAGAUGAACUUUUCUUGGUUGCAUAUCCAUAUUUUAAUGUCAAUGAGAUACUUGUUGUGGAAGAACUUUAUAAAGAGGCAGUCUUGAACACAGAACGAAAACUGAUUGUUUUCAAUGGAGAACUUGAUCGCAUAAGAUCUGGAUAUUAUCCACCAUUCUUCUACCCAAAGCUUGGUGCACUCACGAAGACCUUUCUACCUAUGAUGGAAACUGUGUAUUACAUUCACAACUUCAAGGGCCGCAAUGGAGGAACACUUUUUAGGAGUUAUCCAGGACCCUGGAAGGUCCUGAGAAGAGUGGGGCCCAGGAAAUAUGUUUGUCUACAUCAGCAGGAUAGCAUGCCAUCCCUCAAGGAAGUUGCUCUUGAGAUUCUUCCAUCUGCAUAAUAUAUCAGGAAACAGUAAUAGGGUUGGUCUCAAGCUGUCUGCAGAAAUUUAGAAAGAACUCAGCACUUGCCAUUUGAUUAACGAAGUAUUGAAGUUGGGGAUCAAAGAAAUGGCGUUUUCUAGCACAAAAGUGGUGUCAAUAAGUGGCAAUUUGUUACUUGUACGACAGCAGAAUGAAAGUUCUUUUUGUUCGGUUUUUAUUUAUUGCAGUCUCUUAUUUAAAAUAAAAGAAAAUAAUUCAGGAGGCAUUUAUCUUCCAAUGCAAAGCUCUUACAAGAACA